Trichosurus vulpecula (common brushtail) is the source of this 3252-nucleotide messenger RNA. It is a transcript of the gene PASK, whose product is annotated as PAS domain containing serine/threonine kinase. The record is from RefSeq and is a predicted model, not a curated record. Gene Ontology annotation, biological process: negative regulation of glycogen biosynthetic process; intracellular signal transduction; protein phosphorylation. Lineage: Eukaryota; Metazoa; Chordata; Mammalia; Diprotodontia; Phalangeridae. Gene Ontology annotation, molecular function: protein serine/threonine kinase activity; ATP binding. The transcript is spliced from 17 exons. Gene Ontology annotation, cellular component: cytosol; nucleus; cytoplasm. The coding region runs from base 1 to 3231 and encodes 1076 amino acids.
AUGUCCUUGAAGAUUUUCCUGGAAGAUGGUUGCAUAUAUGCACCAAGGGGAUUAUCCUUAUUAGGAAAUACGGAGAUUCCAUUUGAAGAAAAUUGCUUAGAACUGAGCAGACUCUUUCCCAGGGUUUUCCAGCACCUGAGCAGGAAGAAUGGCUUUACCAGACUCUGUAACAGUAAAAAGUCACUAACGGAAGACAAAUGGAAUGCCUAUUGCUUGUCUUCACUGGCUGCCCAAAAUAUUUGUAUGAGCCGAUUCAGCAUCAUGUCCCAGACAGAGCAUUCUGAAUUGUCCAGCACCAUAUGCAGUUCCUACUCCUCCUUGCUGAAUAGCUCGCCUUCGGGGCCAUCCCUCCGCUCUCUGUCCUCAUCUCCGUAUGCCCCAAGUAAAGUCAUAUUCGUAGUGGAUUUGAAGACGAGGAAGAUCCUUGUUGUCAAUGACCAAGCUUGUGAGCUCCUCGGGUAUUGUGGUCAGGAGUUGAUUGGCCAGAGGCUGUCGCUGUUCUUUUCGAAAUCCAGCACUUCAGUAGUGGAGGCAUUACUUAACGAGUCUGGGGAGGCGGAUGAACAAAAUGUCGUCGCUUUUGGAACGGUGGUGGACCUCAUCUGUGCCAACAAGGAGAAGGUUCCUGUCUCCAUCUGGAUGAAGAAUCUGGAGCAUGACUGCUCCCCGUGCUGCGUUGUUUUGCUGGAGCCCGUGGAGAGAUUCACAGUUUGGGUCACUUUCCACAGUGAUGGCACGGUAAUAUCAUGCGACAAUCUUUUUGCUCAACUCUUCGGCUUCUCGUCCUUGGAAGAAGUGAUCGGGAAGGACAUCCUGGACCUGAUUCCUUCUCUGCAGAUGCCAUCCCCAGGCCAGCAGAUCAGAGAGGACCUUGGGAUUCAGAGACUAACAGGGAGAGCCAAGGACAGCAGCGCCUUCCCUCUGAGCUUAAAGCUGCGGAUGGACCUCCCUGACGACGAUGAGGAGGAGGGCCAGGAGGCCUCUUCACUGUUCACCUACUCAGCUUCCCUCUGGAUUUUUACCACCAUCAGUGGCUUAAUCACCCUUCUGCCUGAUGGGACCAUCUAUGGCAUCAACCACAACUUUGCUCUAACACUGUUUGGUUACGAAAAGGCAGAUGUGCUGGGGAAGAACAUCACAUUUCUGAUUCCUGAUUUCUACAACUAUAUGAACCUGGUAGAAAGUAGCUCUGUGCCAUUGCUCACCGCUGUUACCUCCUCGGAAAGAAGAAAUGAGAAUAAGGCUGAGAAGGGCAAGGAAGACAAAGAGUGGAAUCACGCAGACAGUGCCAAAGGUCUUGGAGUUAAUAUCUUGCAUUCUGCAAAUGAACUUCAGCAAAUCCUGGAGGACCAAGAAUUAUCAGAACCCUUGAGAGACCCCAGCAAGAUGGUGACCCUAGUUGAAAAUGAUGGGAACAGUUUGCCAGCUUCUUCUUUACCAGGCAUGGUUAAUGUCACUGCUGAGAGUCCACGUGCACAAGAGGAACAGCCCUCAUCUGUGGAAGCUUCUGAGGAGGAACCUGCAGAGAUGGGGAUGGUGCAAGGUCAAAAAAGCGUAACUGGCAUCUUAAAAAAGGAGUACCAUGGUCAACCGAAAAGAGACCCUAAAAACCAACAACGGAAUUCAGUGGUUAUAGUAGGAGAAUCCACUUCUCAACCAAGGGUCUUGGAAAAUGCCAGUGUAGUGGGUUCUUUCCCUGCUUCUGAUCCAAAAGAAAGUGGCUUGUCAGGGGACCCAGUUGUUACUGAAGUCACAGAUGAUGAUGUGAACUCCUCUGCUCCUGGCGGUAGAGAUCACUUCCCUGAUACUUUAGACUCCCAAAUGACACCUCCACCCAAUGUGGAGUCCCCAGAUAUGGAUGGGCAGAAGCUGGAUGCCUCAGAGGACAGCCAGGGAGGAUCAGCACCAGAGGACACUGUUUCAGCCCAUAGCCCUCCAAAAUAUAAUAAUGUGGAUCCCUCAGAAGACCCACUAGAAAAGCAAACACUGCCUGCUCGAGCAACCUCCACCCCUGUGAAAACGGGAAGGCAACCGAUGCCCAGACUUAGCCUCCCAUCGGAGAUCGUGGAAGGCACUUACACCGGGACCUGUAAUCACAGAGAUGGGGCUAAGCUCAGUAUACAGUUUGAACUAAAGCACGUGGAGCUAAGGGGACCUACAGAUUUGUUUUGCUGCUGGAUGGUGAAAGACUUCUUCCAGAACCAUCGCUCAAUAGGAAGGGCCCAGCAUCUGUUUUCCAGGUUGUAUUCCUCAUCUCAGUCCUUAUUUGAAGAGCCUCGGAUCAGCACAGGAGAAAUUAAAAAACUAAAAGACCAUUUGGAUGAAUCCUCCCGGGGUAAAGACUUAGAAGGACUGAGGGCUUAUGAUGGAGAAUAUUCAAAGCAUUAUGUCACCCUGAGGCCCAUCGGCAGCGGCGCCUUUGGCUCUGUUUGGAUUGCUAAGCCUAAGGAAGAUGACCAGGAGGUUGUGGUCAAGUUUAUCAGGAAGGAGAAGGUGUUGGAGGACUGUUGGGUGAUAGAUCCAGAACUGGGAAAAGUGACUCGAGAGAUUGCCAUUCUCUCACGGGUGCAGCAUCCCAACAUCAUCAAGAUGAUAGAUGUGUUUGAAAACGAAGGAUUUUUCCAGCUUGUGAUGGAGAAGCAUGGCUCUGGUAUGGAUCUCUUCACGUUCAUCGACAGCCACCCCAGUGUGGACGAGCCCCUGGCGAGCUACAUCUUCAGACAAGUGGUAUCAGCAAUAGUGUACCUCCGGUCCCAAAACAUCAUCCAUAGAGACAUUAAGGAUGAAAAUAUCAUCAUUGCAGAGGACUUCACAAUUAAGCUGGUGGAUUUUGGCUCAGCUGUUUAUAUGGAACCUGGCAAAUGCUUCUACACCUUCUGUGGCACUAUUGAGUACUGCUCCCCGGAAGUCCUCAUGGGACAUGCCUACCGAGGACCCGAAAUGGAGAUGUGGGCCCUCGGGGUGACUCUCUAUACUUUGAUGUUUGAAGAGAAUCCUUUCAGUGAGCUGGACGAGGCCCUGGAGGCUGAAAUACACCCUCCUUUUUCGGUCUCAGCUGACCUUUUGAACCUUUUCUGUGGGCUCCUGCAGCCCAAUCCAGAAGAGCGCAUGACCUUGGACAUGCUAAUACACCAUUCUUGGGUGGUCCAGCCUGUGAACUUAGCUAACUAUUCCUGGGAGGAAGUGUAUCACUCAGCCGCUGUACCAGAAAGUAGUGUUCAUUCACCCUAGAGGGGAGAGAGGAGACUGAAG